This is a messenger RNA of Symbiodinium pilosum, 363 nucleotides long. The record is from the annotation of a GenBank genome assembly. NCBI's taxonomy places the organism in Eukaryota, Dinophyceae, Suessiales, Symbiodiniaceae.
AUGGCGCUCAGCCGCUCCCUGGGCGCCUCUGUGGCUGCCGCUUGCGGCGUGAGCUCCGAGCCAGAGGUAGCUUCGGUGCGGAUCGCUCGGGGCUCGGACGAGAUGCUCAUCCUCGGCACUGACGGACUUUUCGAGUUCUGCAGCACGAAGGAGGUUGCGACUCGACUAUGUAGCGGAGGAGUCUCCGAUGAGGUCCUCGAGGAGGUGUGCGCAAUAGCGCGAAGGCGUUGGGCUCGCAGCUCUUACAACGACACUGUGGACGACAUAACGGCCAUAGCAGUGUCGCUAGAGAAGAGCCUGUCGAAGCCAGCGGAGGACCUGGAAGAGGCCGAAGGCGAGCAAGACGAGGAGGAGAAGGUCUAG